UAAUCCAUGCACAUCUUUUUAGGGGGAAUCCUUAAACCUGAUAUGCUUGUGUUGUUGGUUUUUUCUACAUCCGGCUCCUUCGGGUCACGUGACAUUUGUUGACAGGGAAGGAAGAUGGCGGCGCGCUGGAGCAGCGAGAAUGUGGUGGUGGAGUUCCGGGACGCUCAGGCCACAGCCAUGUCUGUGGACUGCCUGGGUUCUCACGCUGUUCUGUCCGGCCGCCGCUUCCUCUACUUGGUGGAUCUGGAGGCGCCGUCGGAACCACCGCGUAAAAUCGGGCGCCACAGUAAAUGGGACGUGGGGACGGUCCAGUGGAACCCCCACGGCUCGGAGGCCCACAUCUUCGCUGCCUCGAGUAACCAGCGGGUGGACUUGUACUCCUGGAGGGACGGCUGUGGCGAGGCCCACUCCUCCCUGCAGGGACACACCCGCGUCAUCAGUGAUCUGGACUGGUCCUGGUUCGACCCGGAGCUCCUGGUCACCAGCUCUGUGGACACGUACAUCUACAUCUGGGACACCAGAGACGCCCGUAAACCCACGGUGGCGCUGUCUGCUGUCGCCGGGGCGUCUCAGGUGAAGUGGAACCGGAAGAACCAGAACCUGCUGGCCUCCAGCCACGACGGAGAUGUUCGGAUCUGGGAUAAAAGAAAGCCCAACACGGCGGUGGAGUACGUGGCCGCUCACCUGUCCAAGAUCCACGGCCUGGACUGGCAUCCGGACGGCGAGUUUGUCUUCGCCACGUCCAGUCAGGACAACUCCGUGAGGUUCUGGGAUUUCCGACAGCCCAGGAAGUACCUGAACAUCCUGUCCUGCCAGGUACCGGUGUGGAAAGCCCGCUACACGCCGUUCUCCAACGGGCUGGUCACCGUGAUGGUUCCUCAGCUCCGGAGGGAGAACAGCCUGCUGCUGUGGAGCACGCUCGACCUGAACAGCCCCGUGCACGCCUUCGUCGGACAUGACGACGUGGUUCUAGAGUUCCAGUGGAGGCCGCAGAAAGCAGGCUCCAAGGACUUCCAGCUGGUCACCUGGUCCAGAGAUCAGACUCUGCGGAUCUGGAGGGUGGACCCUCAGCUGCAGAAGCUGUGCGUCAGUGACGGGGUGGAGGACCUGAUGGAGGGGAUGUCCCUCACCGUGGACACGGAGAAGUCUCCGUCCUCUCAGGGGCCCGAGGGUCAGCUCAGCGGAGCCGGAGAUGGUCUGCUGGGUGAGACAGACCAGGGGGGCUCGCAGAGCUCCGGGACUCGUCAGGACUUGGCCCCGGGUUCAGGUCUGACUCAGACUCUGCAGCAGGAGUUCUCUCUGGUCAACCAGCAGAUCAGAAAUGUGAACAUGGAGAUGGACGCCAUGAACCGCAGCUGUGUGGUGUCGGCGCACUUUGGCAGCCAUCAGGUUCACCUGGUGGUCAAGUUUCCGGAUCAGUAUCCCAACAACGCCGCCCCCACCUUCCAGUUCGUUUCCCCCACGACCAUCUCAUCCACCAUGAAGACCAAGAUCCAGAAGAUCCUGAGGGACACGUCUCUCCAGAAGGUGAAGAGGAACUUGAACUGCCUGGAGCCGUGUGUCCGACAGCUGGUGUCCUGCCUGGAGUCUGACAUGACGCAGGAGGACAGCCCGGCAUCGGGUCCCUUUGUGCUGCCCAACCCCGUCACGCCAUCGCUGCAGGCUUUCCCCCGAGUCACCAACACCUACGGCUCCUACCAGGAUGCCAACAUCCCCUUCCCUCGUACGUCUGGAGCUCGCUUCUGCGGAACCGGCUGUCUCGUUUACUUCACGCGACCAAUCAGCAUGCACCGCUCGGCGCCCGCCAUAGAGCCCACCCCCAGGUCCCUGUCGGCUCUGUCGGCCUAUCACAGCGGAGUUCUGACCCCGAUGAAGAUGCGCUCCGAGUCCCAGAGCACGCUGCGGCUGUACAGCGGCAGCCCCACCCGCUCCGACAAAGACACCGUCUCCAUCUCCUCCUUCUACUAUAAAGAACGGAAGCUCCCAGUGUCCGCCUCUCGCCGCUGGUCUGUCCAAACCCUCUAUGAUUGGCCGAAAUCCCGCCGGUUCAAGACCAAGCGAGAGGGGGCGGACUACAGCAACCGGCCCAUCAAACUGGCGGGAAAAGUCAUCGUCCAGGACAUCUCCUGCCUGCUGCCCGUCCAUAAAACCCUGGGGGAGAACUACAUUCUGAACAUGAGCGACAUCCAGGAAACCUGCCAGAAGAACGCGGCGGCGGCGCUCGCAGUCGAACGCAGAGACGUGGCAAAGGUCUGGGCACUGGCCUCCGCAGCCACUAGUCAGGACCUGAGUCCAGAUUCAGACCCGGACACGGAGACUCCGUGGGCCAGACACCCGUUUGGGCGCCGCCUGCUGGAGACGCUUUUGGAUCACUACAGUCACAUGAGUGACGUCCAGACCCUGGCCAUGCUGUGCAGCGUGUUCAAGGCCCAAGCUCCGCCCCCAGACUGCAGCACGCUGUACGGACAGCUGCCACGCUUGCCCUCGCAUCACCCCCGAUACUCCAGCUUCACGUCCAGCUCCGUCACAUCCGGCUCCUGCUCCAGCACCUCCGACUCCAUCAACGCCAGCACCUGGACCGCAGUCCGAGAUCCCGAUCACAUCAGCCCCUGGGGGGAGCCCUCGCCGGACGACUAUCGCUACGGCGGCCAGGCCUACACGGACCCCCGGGAACGCGAGCGAGACCAGCACGACAUGAACAAGAGGCUGCUGGACCCCGCCAACAUGCCACAGUUUGACGACUUCAAGAAAUGUUACGGGGAGAUCCUGUACCGCUGGGGCCUCCGGGACAAGAGAGCCGACGUCCUGAAGUUUGCCUCCUGUCCGCCAGAACCCCACAAAGGCAUCGAGUUCGGCGUUUACUGCUGCCACUGCCGCAGCCAGGCGCGCGGGACUCAGUGCGCCGUCUGCAAGCACCUCACCUUCCAGUGCGCCGUCUGCCACGUGGCCGUCCGCGGAUCCUCCAACUUCUGCCUGAGCUGCGGUCACGGAGGCCACACCAACCACAUGAUGGACUGGUUCCGCAGGCAGGACGAGUGUCCGGCCGGCUGCGGCUGCCACUGCCUGCUGCAGAGCACCUUCUGAGAGCAGCCGCAGCCGGGGACCUUGCAGGACCUGGACGGUUCCAGGAGAACCCAUCCUCUCACAGGACCGUGACUAGUAGACCCAACACGGGUGGAGGAGAGACGGCUGAAGGUUUCCGGCGUUCACCACCUGUGGAUCUUCUCAGUGUUGGUGUGUCGUCUCCGGGUACGGGCUCGGGUUCCCAGCGGGCUCAGAUGGACCAGGAAGUCCUCAGGGGGUUCCUCUGUAGCAGAGCUGUCUCGGGCACAGCUUGACCCACAUCCAGAGUCUCCAAACGGCACAAAUGUGUCCAGAACCACAGAACCUUCGGGGCGUUUGAUCCCGUUUUCUCCUUUGACUUCAUGAAAGACAUUUUUAUGUCAGGUCUUCACUCCACAGCAGAUCCAGACUUCAGCUUCCAUAUUGUGGUAAAAACCAAACGACAAGCCUUUUUUCUUUUUUUUUUACUGUAACCAUGGCAACUGUGGGGUCACACGCUGCCCUCAGGAGCUUUGGGACAAACCAGUGUUUCUGAAAAUGAGAACAUGGAUGUUCUUCAUCUCAUUGUUAUCGGGUGAAAUGAAGGAAAUAUUGGAAAACUUUGAUUUGGACGAAUAAAAGCCUGUUUGGAUUUUCUCUUCUCA
Molecule: messenger RNA, 3707 nt
Organism: Oryzias latipes (Japanese medaka)
Lineage: Eukaryota; Metazoa; Chordata; Actinopteri; Beloniformes; Adrianichthyidae
Gene: wdr59
Product: WD repeat domain 59
Biological process (GO): positive regulation of TORC1 signaling; cellular response to amino acid starvation
Cellular component (GO): vacuolar membrane; Seh1-associated complex
Molecular function (GO): signaling adaptor activity; protein binding
Source: RefSeq, a predicted model, not a curated record